AUGGGUGACUGGUCCAUACUUGGCCGCUUCCUGUCCGAGGUCCAAAACCACUCCACAGUGAUAGGGAAGAUCUGGCUAACCAUGCUGCUCAUUUUCCGUAUCCUGCUGGUGGCGCUGGUUGGUGACGCUGUCUACAGCGACGAGCAGUCCAAGUUCACCUGUAACACACAGCAGCCCGGCUGCAACAACGUCUGUUACGACACCUUCGCUCCUGUUUCGCAUCUACGCUUCUGGGUCUUCCAAAUUGUGCUGGUCUCCACCCCUUCCAUCUUCUACAUAGUCUUUGUUCUGCAUAAGAUUGCCAAGGAUGAGAAGCUGGAUGGCCAAAGGGCACAGGUUAUCGCAGAGAGCCCCCCCCGACAGAGACAAAUGGGUAAGGAUGGGAUGGAGGCCCUGAGGGUCAACAUGCCCUCCUACUGUCCCCACUACAGGGAGGAAUGGGAUGUGAAGGACAGGGAAGGAGUAGAAGAAAGCCCUCUGGAGGAGCAUUAUAGCGAAGUAGGAGAGGACCCCACCCAGCAGUCCAACCAGGUUCUGCUCAUCUACAUUAUUCACGUUUUACUACGAUCUGUCAUGGAGAUCACUUUCUUGGUGGGUCAGUACUUCUUGUUUGGAUUCGAUGUGCCUCAGCUGUACACGUGUGAGACCUACCCCUGCCCCACUCGUACAGACUGCUUCGUGUCUCGUGCCACAGAGAAAACGAUCUUCUUGAACUUCAUGUUCAGCAUCAGCCUGGGUUGCUUCAUGCUCAACAUUGCAGAGCUCCACUACCUGGGCUGGGUCUAUAUUUUCCGUGUCCUCUGCUCAGCCUGCUCCACCUGCUGCAGUCAGGAGAGGGACACCGUCAGACUGUACCCAAACCACAACCCCCUCCUGCUGCAGCUCAAGCAUUCUCUGAGGGGCCAGCUGGUUCUGCAGACCCCAGCAGCUCUGGCCCAAGAGAAGACUGGAGGUCUGCUCGCACAUCCUCCGGCCAUCUCCUUCGAGACAGACUCAACUGUGGAAUGCACCUCCAAGAGAAGUCCAGAGAGCAGAGACAAAGUCAAGGUGAAACUAGCCAACAUGGCCAAGCUGGGACGGACUAAGAAGUCAUGGCUAUGA
Trematomus bernacchii (emerald rockcod) is the source of this 1101-nucleotide messenger RNA. RefSeq names its product gap junction delta-2 protein-like. The record is from RefSeq and is a predicted model, not a curated record. Gene Ontology annotation, cellular component: connexin complex. The coding region runs from base 1 to 1101 and encodes 366 amino acids. Gene Ontology annotation, biological process: cell communication. The transcript has a single exon. NCBI's taxonomy places the organism in Eukaryota, Metazoa, Chordata, Actinopteri, Perciformes, Nototheniidae.